Molecule: messenger RNA, 1977 nt
Organism: Monascus purpureus
Lineage: Eukaryota; Fungi; Ascomycota; Eurotiomycetes; Eurotiales; Aspergillaceae
Source: the annotation of a GenBank genome assembly
AUGCCAUGCACCUCGCAAAGCUCCUGUCAGGAUUGCACCUGUGAAGGAGACACCAGCCGUGGAGGACGUACCGUUGACAUCGAAGACUGCCAGGCCGAACUGCUCGCACUGCGGAACCGCACCCGGGAGCUGGAAAAGACCCUGGCGUCGCUGAAGGAUAAUAAUGCUAGCCGUGUGGAUCGCUCGAAGCCAGCCCGGAAAGGCUUCCGAUCAGCCAGGUGGUUCAACGAUGAGAGCGACCCCGGAAUGACCGCAUUGUACCUCGAACGCUAUCUCAACUAUGGAAUGACGCGGGAGGAGUUAAUGUCCGGCAAACCGGUCAUCGGGAUCGCCCAGUCGGGCUCCGAUCUGGCUCCCUGCAAUCGCCAUCAUCUGGAGCUGGCGAAGCGCGUGCGAGAAGGCAUUCGCUCAGCGGGUGCUAUUGCCUUUGAAUUCCCAACUCAUCCGAUCCAGGAGAGCUCGCGCAGGCCGACUGCUGCUAUCGAUAGGAACCUGGCCUAUCUCGCCCUGGUUGAGGUGCUGCAUGGAUAUCCUCUGGAUGGAGUGGUCUUGCUUACCGGCUGUGACAAGACGACGCCGGCGUUUUUGAUGGCUGCAGUCACAGUGAAUAUACCUGCCAUCUGUUUGAAUGUGGGCCCGAUGCUCAAUGGAUAUGUGAAGAAUCAACUAGCGGGCUCAGGAAUGGUGGUCUGGAAAGGCAGGGAGAUGUAUGCCACAGGCGAGAUAAACAAGGAAGAGUUCAUUGAUUAUGUGUCCAGGGGGGCUCCCUCAGUAGGUCAUUGCAACACCAUGGGAACAGCAUCCACGAUGAACGCACUGGCAGAAGCUCUGGGGAUGGCGCUGCCUGGAUCUUCUGCCAUUCCCGCAGCGUAUCGUGAGAGAGCGCAAUGUGCCUAUGAGACGGGAGUGCAGAUCGUGGAGAUGGUCUACGCGGACAGAAAGCCAAGUGACAUCCUAACACGACAGGCAUUCGAGAAUGCUAUCGUGGCCAACACAGCUAUCGGUGGGAGCACGAAUGCCCCAAUCCACAUCAAUGCCAUUGCCAAACACGUAGGGGUGGAUCUCUCCUGGGACGAUUGGGAUCGUCUCGGCUUUCAUAUUCCCCUUCUGCUUAACAUGCAGCCUGCAGGUGAGCUUCUAGGCGAGGAAUACUAUCGUGCAGGCGGGCUGGUCGCCAUCAAUGCCGAGUUGCUGGAUGCCGGCAAACUCCACGGGGAUGCUCUUACAUGCAACGGCCGCACCGUAGCCGAGAAUGUCCAAGGGAAGUUCUCAUGGGACCGUCGGAUGAUCCGACCGUACGCGGAACCUCUCUUGAAAGACGCCGGCUUCUUGCAUCUUAAGGGCAGCCUGUUUGAUUCGGCCAUCAUGAAGACCUGUGUGAUUUCUUCGGGGUUUCGGAGGAAGUUCCUGGAGAACCCCGACGACCCGAAUGCAUUUGAGAGCAAAAUCGCAGUGUUCGACGGGCCAGAAGACUACCACCAUCGUCUUGAUGACCCUUCAACACCCAUCGAUGACGCUACCAUCCUAGUGAUGCGUGGCACUGGGCCCCUUGGGUACCCCGGUUCGGCUGAAGUGGUGAACAUGCGGCCUCCGGGACAUCUGUUGCAAAAAGGCAUACAUUCUCUGCCAUGCAUUGGAGACGGCAGACAAUCAGGCACUUCCAGCUCACCGUCCAUUUUAAACGCCAGUCCCGAGGCUGCUGCGGGGGGGAACCUAGCUCUACUCCGCGACGGGGAUAGAAUCCGGGUGGACCUCCAAAAGCGUCGGGUGGACAUUCUACUUUCCCCCGAGGAACUUGCGAGACGGAGGGAGGCUCUCGAUGCAAACGGAGGCUACAAGUUCCCGCAGAGUCAGACUCCGUGGCAGGAAAUGUUCCGCAAAGAGGUAGCCCAGUUGAACGAGGGGAUGGUCCUUCGUGAAGCCAUCAAGUAUCAGCGACUGGCACAGCGGUGGGAAGCGGCUAGACAGAAUCAUUGA